AUGCCCGCGUUGACGCACGCUGUACCGUGCGUUCCAAGCCGUCUGGAAAGCCUUCCAAACGAGAUCUUACACCUCAUUAUCGACUUUCUUCCCUCGCACUGCUAUUGGCGGUUUGCUUUGGCCAAUUCGAAACUCAAAAGCCGCCUUGUUCCGCUCCUUUUUGGGAGCUCGAAGCUCGGCCGCAGAGAUGAGCUUGUUCAGAUGGUCGCUCAGUUCAGUUACAAUUACAUGCUGACCACGGCCCUUUCCUUCGGACCUGUGAAGACCACUCUCACGACAAGCACGGUUAUUCGCUGCUACUAUUACUAUGCCCGUGGCCGCCGGCGUCCUGUUGGGUUCGCCUCUUUGGCCGAAGACACUCUUCCAGCCAGCACACUCAACAUGGCCCUGACAAACGGUUUGGGCGCGCAGUCAAUCCCCGUCAUCCGCACCCUUCUUGCUGCUGGUGCCGAUGACUGCACAUCGCGUUUCUGGCUGAAUAAGUAUUGCAUGGAGUACCAUAUCGCUCUUGCCGAGCGUACACCCUUGCACGUCGUGGAUAACAUUCGCGCUCUUGCCGUCUUACUCGAACCGGGCUCGAAUUGUCUGCGCUAUCUGAACACAGUCAGCUUCACGCGCUGGCCCACCCCCCUUGCAACAGCUAUUGCUUCCCACCGCUCCUUUGAGUUUGUCAAGAUGCUCAUCGACGCCGGUGCUGAUGCCAGUGGUCCUCAUCCCAACUAUGCCACCGACCAAGAGCUCAUCGAUGUCUAUGACGAAGAAGGAGUCGAGUACGACACCCGUUUCAAAGGCACCCUCGAAAGGGCGUUUGGUGGCCACUGGCUCAGCGGCGUGCCGGGGGAUGAAUACUGGCUGACGCACUUCGAGAUUGCCUGUCUCUUCGGCCGUUUUCAGACAGCCGAGCUCCUCCUCCGCUCCGGCGCCUCCAUUUUCGAAUGCACCCGAUACAACGGCCCUCUGCAUGCCCUCGAAACGGGCAUCCGCGCCACAAACGCCUCCGGCGACGGCCGCCGCGGCAUCGCCUUUGUCGACCUGUUCAUGCGUAACGGCCUAGAGACUUUCUUCAACUCACCCCUCAUCAUGGGCACGCAAUGGUUUGUCAGUGAGGCUGUCUUCAUGCGCUUCCUCACCUGGGGCGUGAAUCCCAUGGUAUCCUAUCUUGACCAGCAUGGAAUCACGUCCCUGGCACGCUACCUCGUCACCGUCCAGACCAUCUUCGGCCCAGACUAUAUCACGAUCGCCGAGCGAACCCGUCUCCGCUGCAUCAAGGCCAACGCUCUCCUCGCCUGCGCUAUGACUGCCGGCGACGCCGAAGGCUUCUGUCGUCAGUGGGCCAUCAGCGAGGGCCUCCUUAUCUUGAGGUGGGGCUUCGAGGCCGGCUUCCACUCAUCGCAACGCCGCUCAGGCGCCAUCCUUGCCGUCAACGGCAUGGUGGAGCUGUUCGAACAGGACCUCGACCACAUUCCGAUCUGGCGCAAGCUCUUCUUCGAGAACCGCGAGGACUGCCCCUACAUCGACACGCUGCACAUUUGUCGUCGAGUCGGUGGAGCUUUCUCCUCAAGAGCGAGGGUUCCCGUCUGUCCCAUUCUGUGGUCCAUCGUCAUUCCCGAUGUCGAUGCCGAAGACAUUCGGGCCAUUUUGAAUUGGAGAACGGUGGCGCUCAUGACGCCUUUUACCUAUGAUAACUUUUCGGGACAGGGCUACAGACACAUGGAAGUCAAGCGCGACGACAACAUGGUCCGCAUUAUCAGGACUCUUCUCCGGGCUGGUGUGCCCGUUGACGCUGUGGACAACAGGGGUCAGACGUUGAGGGACUAUGCGCUUCGCACAGGCUGGGGUGAGGUUUGGCAGCGGGCCCUGGAAUGUGAGGGUUUGCAUGAGGAUGCACAGGGCGAUGGCAUGCAAGACAUUGGCAUGCAAAGCGAUGACAUGCAAAACGACAGCAUGGGCAGUGAUAGCACAUGA
Molecule: messenger RNA, 1965 nt
Organism: Verticillium alfalfae VaMs.102
Lineage: Eukaryota; Fungi; Ascomycota; Sordariomycetes; Glomerellales; Plectosphaerellaceae
Exons: 2
Coding region: 1-1965 (654 amino acids)
Source: RefSeq, a predicted model, not a curated record